Molecule: messenger RNA, 11077 nt
Organism: Etheostoma cragini (Arkansas darter)
Lineage: Eukaryota; Metazoa; Chordata; Actinopteri; Perciformes; Percidae
Gene: trps1
Product: trichorhinophalangeal syndrome I
Exons: 11
Coding region: 897-5585 (1562 amino acids)
Biological process (GO): regulation of transcription by RNA polymerase II
Cellular component (GO): nucleus
Molecular function (GO): zinc ion binding; DNA-binding transcription factor activity; RNA polymerase II transcription regulatory region sequence-specific DNA binding
Source: RefSeq, a predicted model, not a curated record
CGUACAGAGAGACAGGCGGAGAGGUCCUGUCACAGCAAAGCGAUAACACUAGUCUGAACAAAAAAAAUAACAGAUAACGAGCUGCCCCGCUUUUGGUUUGCUGUGACCAGCAAAUCCGGGCUCUGAGCGGCUAAAUAACUAUAACAUCGGAAUAUUGCAAUAUACCAGAGCCAAUCUCACUAAUCAGUCGGUAUGAGCCUAGUUUAAUGUGUUGCCGUGAAGCCUUAACGAUCUCUCUUUCCCUCUCAGACCAAAGAAAAAAGAGACAGCCAAGACACUGUCACCCCAUCCGACAUCAUCAACAAACAAAAACCCCACAAAGAGACGAACCAGCCAACCAACCAGCCAGCCAGCCAGCCACCAUCUUAACAGGCUGCUGAAAGAGACACACACAGAGAAAAGAGGCUAAUGCUUAUUUUGAUCAACAGGCUGUUAAGGUGAUGGUGGACUCUGACAACCGUGACUGAAGACCUAAACCAGAACCAAAAAAAAAAAAAAGUCUGGACAGCAAGAAGUGCAGCUUGCAUACUAUUUUGAACACGGAUCUACAACCCAUUUGAACUCAAAGCUGUAUUGCACAGCUGUUAAGCAUAAGAGGAGCAACGGCCCUGGACCAAAGGUUGCCGAUGCUACAUGGAGUUUAAGACCCUCUUAAACCAAAGUCAAAGAACGGACCUGUGUGGAGUUACAUGGACCUGAUAAAGAAAUGGAGGGAUAUUAGUUUGGACCUGACGGCUGGGUUCUGCUUCCCAUUAUUGUGUGGAGUACGAAGGGCCAGUAGCUGAACUGUUGGCUGCAUGCUGCUGGACGGACCGGCACGCCUUAGGGUCGAAUCGAGCCGCUUCAACAGAGCUGAUGCCAAGGCCAGGAGUCAGCCAUGAUGUUUUUAUAACCUGAUGAUCAGCAGAGAGAUGGUGAGGAAGAAGAAUCCCCCUAUCCGGAGUGUAGGAGGUGAGGAGGAGGAGGAAGAAGAGGGCAGGAAGCCGGCAGGAGAAGAGGAAGAGGAGGGAGAGGAGGAGGGGAGAGUGGGAGCAGAGGCCGAACGAAUAAACCGACCAUCUGAACCCGAAUCUUCCGACCGGAUCAGAGGAGAUGAGAAGCCGGACGAUGAGGAGGAGGAGGAGGAGGAAGAGGGAGAAAGCGAGUGUGUGUCCUCAUCUGUCUCUCCCUCAUCAGUUGGUGAGCGCUACAGCAAUGAGGGGAGAGGGGCGAGGAGAGCAGGAGGGGGGAGAGCCAAACAAGGAGAAGCGGCGUUGACAGACAGACCCGAGAGCCAGUCGGAACCUGAGGAUGGGGAGAAGGGGGCGGAGGAAGGAGAGAGGAGCAAAAGAGACAGAGGGAAGGCCGAUUAUCUCACGGCUCCUCUCCUCUCUGCUCCCUUCCUCCCCCCUAAACAGGAAGGAGGGGAGGAGUCCACAACUGACACCCCACCGCUUUCCUCCAGCCCCUCUCCUAAACUCCAGGACUUCAAGUGCAACGUGUGCGGUUACGGUUACUAUGGCAACGACCCCGCUGACCUGGUCAAGCACUUUAGGAAGUAUCACCUGGGUCUGCACAACCGCACGCGGCAGGAUGCUGCCCUCGACACACACAUCCUGGCACUCCACAACAUGGCUCCCCAACACACUCCUCUAGAUAUACAAGCAGGACAGGGGCAGAGGAACCAAGCCAAAGAGUUGGGGAAAACAAGAUCAGAUAUGCACAUUCAACAGCACAGGACAGUUAUGAUGAAUGGCACAUAUGAUGUACAGGUGAUGCUGGGUAGCACGCUAAUUGGGAUUGGCCGUAAGACCUCUGAUUGCCAGGGGAAUACAAAGUACUUUCGCUGCAAAUUCUGCAACUUCACCUACAUGGGCAGUAACUCCCUAGAACUUGAACAACACUUUGUGUCCUCGCAUCCUAAUAAAGUCAAAACUCCACCAUCCACACCCCUUCUGGCCAACAAUAGCCCGGCAACGCACGACAACCAGGGGAAGGGGAGGAGUCAAAUCCUAGACGGGGCUGAGCGAGUCGCAGUGAGAGCGGAAGACGAUUCCUUGGUUGGUUACUCCAUCCCAGUCAGGGCGUUUUCAGAUUCGUCAAGCUGGACUGGGGAGCUGGGUCGAGAUGCUGUGCAAACAUAUUAUUGGUGUAAAUUCUGUAGCUGGAGUUGUGAGUGGUCAGGGGGCUCGGCCAAGCUUUUACAGCACUAUGAACAAAGACAUAGAAUGAGCACGGGAGGUACUAUGAGCCCCAGCAACUCGAAUCCUGGGGGGAUGGACAGAGAGAGAGAGAGGGAGAGAGGAGGGAGAAGAGAAGGAGAAGAACGAGGCCACAUGACAUCCAAAAGCCGCAAAGAUCUAUCAUCCAACCCAUCCAGCACCAGCCAAGGGGACCCAAACAGCAGUGAUUCAGAAGCAGUUGUGACCAGCUAUAACUGUCAGUUGUGCGAUUUCCGGUACUCAAUGGCCCAUAGUGCAGAUGUGAUCGUAGUAGCACCGUUACUACUACACUACCAGCACAACCACUCCAUCCACCGAUGCUGCAUUCAGCACUGCAUGUAUUGUCCACAGGGGCUCUGUCAGCCACAUAAACACCUGGGGGAGGUGUCUCACCCUUUCGCUUGUCGGAGGUCCACCUGCCCUAAAUGCUGUUCCAAGUUUCCUCCGUCCACCAAGCAGCAGGACACCAUCGGAUCGAAACCUGCUACUGCCACCUCGCCUAGCUUGACCCCUCCUAAUCCUAGAGGGGACCCCGGGGGGAUUUUGGGAUCAACCUUUCGCCCCUAUGACCCUGCCCAUCCUGUUGUCACACAAGGCGUCACCCACUUGUGUGACCAGUGUGCGUUUGCUACCACCGACAUUGACGUGUUGCUCCAGCACUACGAAAGCUGCCACACCCUGGUUAACCUAAAGGGGACAGCGCCACAUGUCAAGGCCGAGGAAGAGGUUGGGGGAGAUAAGGAAGGGGGGAGAGGAAGUGGAGGAGAGAGGGAGUACUCUUGUACAAAGUGUCACUUCAUCACGGAAGUAGAAGAAGAGAUUUUUAGACACUACAGGCGUGUCCACGCGUGUUGCCGUUGUCGACGCUGCGACUUCACAGCUCCUGAUUCGACAGCCCUCCUCGACCAUUUUAACUCGGCCCACUGUCAUGACUCCUCUCCCUCAUUAAGCUCACUGACAACAACCUCCAUACCCACCUCACUGACGCCUUCGUUAACACUCUCAGCCAAUGGCUGCACAGCUCCCUCUACCUUAGCCAUUAAAGAAGAAAGCAAGGGGGAUCUUCGCCUCCUCUACUCCCUUGCACCGCCUGAGGGACUGUUGGCAGAAGGAGGCAGAGAAGAGGCAGGAGGGGUAGUAAAAAGUGAGGGGGGUGAGGAGAAAGAAAGAGAGCGGGAAAAAGGCUGGGUUCUUGGGGAGACAAGAGGACUAGGGGAAAGAGGAGGUGAGCAGGCCCACGGUUUGCUUUGGGUGCCCAAGGAGCGAAUGGGACCUGAACAAGGAGUAGAAAGAGGAGAAGGAGGUGGAAGCCCCUCUCUUUUCUCCUCCCCACUCUCAUUGUCGUUUGUGUCAGCCAAUAUUGAGGCCUUGCAGCAGAAACGAGGCAUAGCUUCGCCAAGCAUGGUUUACCUGGGAGACACCAAGUCGUUUUUGGGAGAUACCAAGCUGUAUGGUGGAGGAAGGCCAGGAGGAGCCUGUGCAGGUGGAGUUGGUGGUGGAGGGGAGAAACAGAGCCAGAUGCCUCAGCAGUACACAGGAGGAGGAGGAGGAGCAGGAGGAGGAGGAGGAGGAGGAGGGGCGAGUGGCGCUGGAGGAGGGCAGGAGAAAGGAGGAGCUGCUAAAGAGGAGUCACAAUCCCUUCUACGGCGGCGCAGAGGCAGUGGGGUCUUCUGUGCAAACUGUCUGACCACCAAGACAUCGUUGUGGAGGAAGAAUGCAAAUGGAGGCUACGUCUGCAACGCUUGUGGUUUAUACCAAAAACUGCAUUCGACACCCAGACCCCUAAACAUCAUAAAGCAGAACAACGGUGAACAAAUCAUCCGCCGCCGAACCCGAAAACGGCUCAACCCUGAUUCACUGUCAACUGAGACCCCCGCCCCAAAACAACGCAUCACCAGCGAGGAGCGCGUCAAUGGCGAGGAGUUGGACAGAAGCUGUUCAACAAUCAAAAACCAGCAGCCUUCCCCUCGCUCACGCUCGCCCCGAUCCACUCAAGCCUUUCUAGCCAAUCAAACAUUGGAGAUCCACCGACGCAUGCCUCCUCUGCUCCUCCCUUCACAUCCCCCCUCCUCACUGGUAGCUGAGGGCAAUGGGGGCAUCGCUGAGGGAGGGGUAAUAUCAAAAGUAGAGGGAGGUAAAGGAGGAGGGGGAUCAGAAAGAGGCAGUCCUAUUGAAAAGUACAUGCGUCCAUCCAAACCGUCUAGUUAUUCGCCUCCUGGUUCGCCCAUUGAAAAGUAUCAGUACCCCCUUUUCUCCUUACCCCUUCCAUUAACCCUCUCACCUGAUUUGACCCCUGAGUCGGAUUGGCUCAGAUUCUGGACCAAGUAUAAGAUGGCAGCUGCCUCUGGGGUUGCUGGUAGCAUCAGUAAUCUAAGCAGCCCUGGUAGCCUUGGAAAUAACGCUCAUUAUCUCGCUGCAAUGGUGGCUCCAGUGCAGCAUCAUCAGCAAAGCUACACCGUGCCUUACUGUGCCUCUCCCUACUCUCCUCUGCCCCCUCCUCCAGCCCCUCCUCACUAUCCUCCUCCUCCUCCUCUUCAUUCCCAAACCUCUUCACCAUCAUUAGAAAACGAUGCUCCUUUGGAUCUCGCAAUAAGACAAAGAGAUACAAGUGCCGCACAUGCACACAUGUCAACAAAUGGUGCAGAGAGGAGAAGGCAAGAGUCGCCACUUGCUGAGAGGUUGAGAGAAAACUGGAAAGGGGAGAAAGAGGAAGAGGAGAGGAUAGAUGGAGGGAACCAUAGGGAGGAGAUAGGAAAGGAGGAAAUGGAUCACUCGACAAGAAGUCGGUCAAGUGUUGCAUCGAAUCCCGCGAUGGUGGAUGUGGCUACGCAGGAUGACCUAACCAAUCGCUGCAUCCACUGUGGGAUCUACUUCCUAGACGAGGUAAUGUAUGCCCUGCACAUGAGUUGCCAUGGUGACCAGGGACCAUACCAAUGCAGUUUUUGCCUCCAUGUGUGUGUGGAUCGCUAUGAUUUCACCACACACAUACAGAGGGGCCUACACAGGUACACAGACAAAACGUCACAAAAGAAAGGUCACGGGCAAGACGGCGUGAUUCAGAACGCCACAGUGAUGUCGGGGCACGAGUGUGAAAAUGUGACACCGGAGGAAAAAGAUGAAGGGGAUCAGAGCGAGAUCACAGACGAUAGCAGUGACGUCAUAGGAGUUAUUCAUGACAGGGAAGCAAAAGAAUCUACAGGCAACGAUGCCACUGACAAUGAAACAGAAGUUGAAAUGGAGGACAGAGGAGAGGGUCAUGACGUAACAAACCAGGAAAUGGGCGAUGACAAGGUGUCAGAUAGUAAUGAUGACAUCACAAAAACCACAGAGGCCACGACUGUUGCUGAAUCUGAAAACGUAGAUGAGAACACAAAGAGUAAUUAAUCUGAUGCCUUUGACUCACACAAACAUUUAAGAGCGUGUGUUAUUGAAUGAAUAAGCUGUCUGCCUCCACGUUCCAGGAGGCUAGCUCAUGUCACAAUGGCCUAUCCUGGCCACUAAAUGGAACACAUCCUUAUGCUGGAAGCACUCGGCUGUCAAAUGGUCAAAAAUCAUCGUAGGAUCCCGCUGAACUGCUGCAGGGACAGUUUGGAGAAAUAGCCUGAAUCCUGUGUUGAGUGACGGUCACUUGACAGCUCUUUUGCAAGUAUUUAACAACGGAGUCCAGGCAUGCAGCUGAAAUCCCCUUUUAAUAAACAGCCACUUCAUGUGCUUUCCAAAUAAGCGGAUUGGAAGCUCGACUGGAAGUUGGACUGGCUUCAUUUUUGAGGAUGAGUUUGAGGAGCUCAGCAAUUGCACAGCCACCACACAGCAUAGCAAAAAAAAAGAAAAUAAGAAAAAUGCCAGAGGCAAAACACUUUAAGUGAACUGAGCUGAUCGGUUAUGCACCAUGCUAAACUGAACCACCAAGCUGGGCCAAACUAGUCUGAAGCAUCAUUCAGACUGUUUUAUCUUGGUACAACCAGAUCUGAUCUGGUGAGAACUGCUUUGUUCUGGUGCAGAGCAUCUUUUUUGACUGUUUUACUGUAGUGCAAAUGGAUCCAAAACCAAAAACUUUUUUUUUGACUUGUUGAAACUGGUCAGAGUUCAACCUCUUUUGUUCUGCGCUGCAGUUACUGGUGUUACCUUGGUACGAAAGGAUCAGUUGAUUUCUUUAAUUAAUGCCAUGUUGUUUCUGAAACUGGCACAAAAGAAAAAAACUGGCUAAAUCCCCACCACUGCUGCAAAGUGGCCCAAAAUUGGAGACUGGUUAGGUUUGAUUUGACAGUGAUUUAUUGAACUGAUUAAAUCCAGUUUCAGCUGGUAAAACCGGAGUAAUUCCGGACCGAAGUGUUCUCUUCAUCCAUUAGGAUCAAACCAAGUGACAUUAUUUUCUACUUUCCUCCGUGCCAUGAUACUAGCUACGUGCCUGGCUGCCUGCCUAAUAGAACAACCAUCUAUUAACCUGCUUAACAUUUAUAUCAAUGAUAAUAAUAAUAAGUAUGAUAUAGUACAAACCAUGCAAUUUGCUAAACUUUCCUAUAUAAUGUUAUUUUGUAAAAGCAAAUAAUGUUUUUUUGCAGGAAAUGGUACUAUAAAAAUUAGUCUAUUUGAGUUCUUAACUUUUUAAGCUAUUUGUUGUUUGUGUUCUCAUGGAGACUUGUUACAUUGAUAACAGCCGUGUAAUAGUAAUGGUACUGCAAGAGAAGGAGGGUUGUGUGUAUGUGUGCAUUUGUGUAAUUGCGUUUGUGUGUGUGCGGAUCAAAGGAUGCAUCCGUCCCCAAACGAUAAUGUAAACAUAAUGAAGGCUUGCGCUCGGUAUUUCAGUCCUCAGGGGUCACACGUGUUGCACACCAACCCACCUGUUUCAUAGCAUGUGACACAUCAUUUUUACAUGUUUAACGGUCUGAUAGUUUUAGCAUGUUACAUUACGUUCUAUUGUAUAUGUUCUUAUCAUGUUUUUUAUGUGUUAAUAGGUCAAAAUGGUCUUAGUAUGUACCUUUUUAUUUUAUGUAUGUCUUUCACAUGUUGUUAGGUUUCGUGGUUUUAUAAAGAGACUUAAUAACUUAGGGAAAUCAACCCUAAAGGUUAUAAUAAGGAUCAAUUAUUUGGGUUAUCUGUACAAACUUUUGCUCUGUAUUGAGAUUACAGAGCUUCUCGCCUACAGUGUUUAAUUCAGUAUUUCUGAGAGUUCGAUAGGUUACCUCUAUGUAGCAUGGUAGCGUCUUAUAAGAUCUAUAAUUUCUAUGGAUGGGAACUGUUAGACCUAAACAAUACUAAAAAUGUUACUUUUUAUAAUUCACUUAAGUAAAAUGAUCAUGUCAACUCCAACUUACUCAUCCUUCUUCUCUGCCAUUCAUUGCUCACUUUUGGGCUCUAAAUCAAUCUCUUAAGUCAAGAAAAAGACCCACCUGGUACCAUAACUGAGUCUUUCUUUAAACCACAUUUUUCUUGUUAGUUUCCGAGAGUUGUGACAGUCAAGUCGGUGAAAGUCCCCCUACUCUUCAGAAUGGAGCAACACAAAGGCCAUCUUGUUUAUUUUUAUGACUAGAAAAUCACUUCUCCUGCCUUGCUGCCUUAGUUGCUAGAAAACAAAAAUCACCAAGAGGAAGAAAGUAAUAAUAGGCAGAAAGAAAAUAAAAGACAGAAAGGAACAAAGAAUAAGAACAAGAUAUUUUUCUAUGCUUAUCCAAAAGACAUGAAUGGAAAAUAUUCCGCCUAGUGCCUGGUAACUUGUACAGUUUUUUUAAUCUGUCUGUGUCAAAUUGUUAUGUAAGUUAUGAGUCAUGUCAGGCAAAUAAUUCCCAUGCAUCAAUAUGACAGUCAUCCAUUAUAAAGGCUUGAUUUCAGCCUAGCUGUCUGGUUGGUCAGACAUCUGUUGGGACACUUGGCAUUUUCAGUCCGUGAGAAAGACCCACAUGUGCUUUUAAAAAAUGAAAUUGGUUGCUAUGCUUACUUUCAAUUACUAGUUUAAACUAUAUUUCAUUUUUUCAUGUAUGUAAACGACUGUAGAAACGUUGACUUAUGCCUCUGUAACCUUUGAAUGAAAGAUGAAAUACCAAGAAGAUGUUCUGUACUGGUUUAUGUGGAGAUGGCAUGCAGUCAUGUCACCAGAGUGCCCAUUUCAUGGUAGAAGUAAAGCUCAUUCUUAGAUCUAAUUAUUCGAAGGAGGAGUUUAGUAUGAAUAUGUUUUAAUAGGUUUUCUAGAGAAUUAAAGGUGCCGUAGGUAAGCCUUAUAAAACUAACUUUCUGUCAUUUGCUUAAACUGACCCUAUUUUGAAGCUGGUAAUUAAAAACAAAAACAAAACAAAAACUACACCCUGUAGUGCAAUUUGCAAAAAUCCACAGCUCCCUGUUCAGAUGCACCAAUCUGGUGGUCAAACUGCAUGUCAAUCACUGCUCAUGCACACGCAUUCAUUCUCCCUUGUGGGGGGAGGGGCUUAGGAGACCGUUUUAUGCUUUAGCAGAAAGGGGGGAGGUACUGAGAAGUCGUCAAUGUUCAAACUUUUUGGCUAAGGCCUGGAUCUUUGCAAUCCUACCUACAGCACCUUUAAGCCAAGACCAUUUGUAUCCAACAGGUCACAUUUCACGUUCUUUUUUAAACCAGCUGUGACCUGAGACUACUUUCUUGCCAAAAUGUUUAAGACACCAAGGCCUUAACACCCAGAAAACCUUUUUAACCAGCACUGUACACAGAACACUGCACACAGUACUGAAUGUCACAAUGAAACGCUAAGAAACCUUUCAAACUGUUGAUGCACAUCUGUCUUCACGGAAACAUCACGGAAGACAUCUCACUGCUGCAGUAUCAAUGCAAAGAAAUCAGUCCCGCACACAUUCACGUGCGACGCCCUUGUGUCCAACACACGUCCCACUCUGGUCUCAUGUAUAAGGAUUUUUUUGUCAUUCGAAGAGUUUGCUGAUGACCUUUUACCACGUAUGGCUCCACUAUUCAUAACACACUGAUGAAGCCAAUUCAAAAAGCAAAAAUAAUUGAUAUGAAUUGUUCUUAUUCUAGGAAUUCUCUUGAGCUAAUGUAUAAAGUUUUCUUAGAAUAUUAAAUUGUUUAUUUUUUUAGUUAUGGGCAUCUCUUAACAAUAAUGGAAACUGUUUACUUUCGCAAAUGUAGCAACAAAAAGGCAAAGGAAUCCAGUACUGCUUUCUUCAAAGACGGAACAAAAAGAAGAAUUGAGUGAUACCUGCUCAGAUGGAUAGAUUGGUGCCUUUGAAGAAUAUGUGGGCAGAAGGUGGAUGAAUAGAGAGAGAAGGGGAUCAAAUGAUGCUUGUGUUGGCUGAUAAAAAGAGGUCUAUGUAUCCAUUCACCCCCAAUCUUCUGUUGUCUCUUGACCUCCCUUCGAUAUCACUUGUGUCUUUUUUCUGUAGUCCAAUUUGACUUCAUCUCUUGAUCUCUCCACUUGAUACUCCUACCCUCUGCCACUCAUCUCUUCUGUAUUCCUCCACUAUCCUGCAUGCCUUUUGUUUAAAGAACUCAUGAAGGUAUUUUCAGCUGGUAGUCAGGUUGAGGUGAUUUUAAUGGGAGUUGUAUGAUUAUGUUGCAUCCAAAAAGGGGAUGUUGACUCAGUUGCCCCAGAACUGACCACCUCAUGUUCACUUUUUUGAGGUUGAAUUUUUUCCCUUCUUAAAUGGACCGUCUGGUUUGUUGAAAGAAAUUGUCACCAGCAUUAAAAUUUCAAAUACUUACAAUACUCCAUGUAAAGUGUGUUGAUUUUCUCAGAUUUAGGUUUUGUUUGCCAAUGGUAUUCCCAUCUGAGAAAAAAAUCAACAAGAACUUUUGGUAAAGAUUUCCAUGGGAUUUCUAGAAAACGGCGGGACAAAGAUGUAAAGAGAGGAACAGGAUGAACUUGUUUUUUUUUUAAUAUGAGUGUACAUCUGAUCUUGACCACAAGGAUUUCUCAGUGGGCUGGAGACAAAUUCUGAUGCCAAACUGUUUUAAUCUUUUAGCUUUUGAAAGAAAAAUCCUUUCCCCGUGUUAAGUGAGUUGAAGUAAAAAGAACACAGCUUUGAUAAUGAAAAACUUUGUUCAUGCACUCUUCCUAUUGUAAGUGCUCUGCAGAACCGUUUCCUCUCCAAAUAUCUUCUUUUGUGUAUUUGCCAGCUUAACAUUAACUACUCUUAUGAGUCAUGUAAGGAUACUGUACCUAAAACAUAAAUAGAUGAUAAUAACUAUAGGAGUUUUAGGGGAACAUUUUAGCUGUCAUUUAUAGUUUAAAAUAGGCAAAAGAAUUGGAUAAGAAAUGAGGUUCUGCAGAACACACAUGACAUGUUUUACUUCAAUAAUGAGUGUCUGUUUAAGGUUUAAUGGCAUUUCACAUCAGCGUUUACAUUGUUGUUCAUUUUUGUCUUUCUCAGAAUGUUUUAUAGAGAAUUAUGCUUUUGCUUGCACUCCAUUUAUUAUGUUCUUAUUGCCAAGGAAGGGACACCAACACACACACACACACACACACACACAAACACACGCAAGGACCCACACCUUCAGUGGUACGGAUCGAGUGUACAUUUUGGGAUGUACAGUAUUAACCAUGGGAGACAAGGGAGCUAAAGGCCAGUUCAUUAUUGGUCAGACACAUAAAUACAUGCAUAGACACACACAUACACACACACACACACACAACUGUGUACAUUUAACCAAUAUAUUUUAGUAGAAUGGCUUUCAUAGAAUUUUUUGAUUUUGUUUUAGGUUAUUUUCUUUCUCAUGUUUUAUUUUAUUCUGCUACAUUUCUGUAUGUUACUGUUUUUAGGUUUUAUUUCAUGCAAGAAUAUUUCAACAUAUUUUAAAAGCCAAGAAAAAGUUUGUUACACAGCUAAACUUGAAGAAUAAUGUUGAUGAUGAUGACGAUGAUAAUAAUUAAUAAAAGUAAUAACAAAUAUACUGAAAA